Messenger RNA from Beta vulgaris subsp. vulgaris (sugar beet), 1709 nucleotides. Its product is annotated as extensin-2-like. NCBI's taxonomy places the organism in Eukaryota, Viridiplantae, Streptophyta, Magnoliopsida, Caryophyllales, Amaranthaceae. The transcript has a single exon. The record is from RefSeq and is a predicted model, not a curated record. The coding region runs from base 24 to 1709 and encodes 561 amino acids.
CUUCGGCACUCAUAAACUACAAGAUGGGUAUCAAAGCCCAACCACCUCUUUAUACAAUCCUUUUCUUGUCCGUGAUAGUAUUAGCCUCCGCAAGUCAGAACCGCGCUAACCCUCCCAAAAUUGAGCCUCCGGUAACCCCUCUACCUCCAAGUAAUGUAGAACCACCGACGCAUGACACUCCUUCACAAAUCCCAAUUAAUACCCCAUCUACAGAGUAUGAAACGCCUUCGUCCCCUCCAAUCCCAACCUAUACUCCUCCAGAGUAUGAAGCUCCAUCAUACACCCCAAGCCCCGUCUACACUCCAUCUCCAGAGUAUGAAACUCCAACAUACACCCCAAGCCCAACCUACACCCCUUCUCCAGAGUAUGAAACUCCAUCAUAUACUCCAAGUCCAGUCUACACACCAUCUCCAGAGUAUGAAACUCCAUCAUCCACCCCGAGCCCAACUUACACCCCUUCUCCAGUGUAUGAAACUCCAUCAUACACUCCAAGUCCCGUCUACACACCAUCCCCAGAAUAUGAAACUCCAUCAUACACCCCAAGUCCAACUUACACUCCUUCUCCAGAGUAUGAAGCUCCAUCAUACACCCCAUCUCCAGAGUAUGAAACUCCAACAUCCACCCCAAGCCCAACCUACACCCCUUCACCAGAGUAUGAAACUCCAUCAUACACUCCAAGUCCCGUUUACACCCCAUCUCCAGAAUAUGAAACUCCAUCAUCCACCCCAAGCCCAACUUACACCCCUUCUCCAGAGUAUGAAACUCCAUCAUACACCCCAAGUCCUGUCUACACACCAUCUCCAGAAUAUGAAACUCCAUCAUACACUCCAAGCCCAUCUUACACCCCAUCUCCAGCGUAUGAAACUCCAUCAUACACCCCAUCUCCAGAGUAUGAAACUCCAACAUCCACCCCAAGCCCAAGUUACACUCCUUCUCCAGAGUAUGAAGCUCCAUCAUACACCCCAAGUCCUAUCUACACCCCAUCUCCAGAGUAUGAAUCUCCGUCAUCCACCCCAAGCCCAACCUACACUCCUUCUCCAGAGUAUGAAACUCCAACAUCCACCCCAAGUCCCGUUUACACCCCUUCUCCAGAGUACGAAACUCCAUCAUACACCCCAAGUCCCGUCUAUACUCCUUCUCCAGAGUAUGAAACUCCAACAUCCACACCAAGUCCCGUUUACACCCCAUCUCUAGAAUACGAAACUCCAACAUCCACCCCAAGCCCAGUCUAUACCCCAUCUCCAGAGCAUGAAACUCCAUCAUACACCCCAAGUCCCGUAUAUACCCCAUCUCCAGAGUAUGAAACUCCAUCAUCCACACCAAGCCCAUCUUACACUCCUUCUCCAGAAUAUGAAACUCCAUCACCCACCCCAAGCCCGUCUUACACACCUUCUCCACAAUAUAAAACUCCAUCAUACACACCAAAUCCCGUCUACACCCCAUCUCCCGAGUAUGAAACUCCAUCAUCCACCCCAAGCCCAACUUACACCCCUUCUCCAGAGUACGAAACUCCAUCAUACACUCCAAGUCCCGUUUACACCCCAUCUCCAGAUUAUGAAACUCCAUCAUCUACCCCAAGCCCAACUUACACUCCUUCUCCAGUGUACGAAACUCCAUCAAACACCCCAAGUCCCGUCUACACCCCAUCUCCAGAGUACGAAAUCCAUCAUCCCACCCAAAAGCCCAACUUACAACUCCUUUCUCAGUAG